AUGUCGCUCAAACAAGAAAUCGAAACAUGGGUGCAGGCCCUGGAUGCCUACGACAAUCAAGAUUUUGAAACGUCCCUGCGAUGCUUCGAUCAGAUUGCCGAUACAUCAAAGAUCUUGUUCAAUUGUGGAGUGAUCUACGCAACGCUGGGCGAGCAUCAUAAAGCAGUAGAAUGCUACCAACGUGCUGUCAGCCUAGACCGGUAUCUGGCAAUUGCUUACUUCCAGCAAGGUGUAUCUAAUUUCUUGCUUGGAGACUUUGAAGAAGCGUUGGCCAAUUUUAAUGACACUUUGCUGUAUCUGCGAGGGAAUACUUCCAUCGACUAUGAACAGCUUGGUCUUCUAUUCCGCCUCUUUUCAUGUGAAGUCUUGUUCAAUCGAGGUCUGUGCUAUAUCUACCUCCGGCAGACGAAUCCAGGCAUCCAAGACCUUGAAUAUGCAGCCAAGGAAAAAGUUACCGCGGACCACAAUGUGAUUGACGAUGCUAUUCGUGAGAAUGCAGAUGGCUAUACUGUCUUCUCAAUUCCCGUGGGAGUUCUCUAUCGCCCCAACGCAGCUAAAGUCAAGAAUCUCAAGACAAAAGACUACCUGGGCAAGGCUCGACUGGUUGCCGCAUCGGACCGCAAUCAAUCAUCAGAUCACCAAUGGAACCCAAUAGCUGUUAAUAAAGAAGACCUCCAAGGUCGCGAAGGAGUUUCCUUUGCCGCGUCCCACUUAGUCCGCCAAAACCUCACCAGCCGCACUCGUCAACAAUCCGAGCCACCCUUGAACCGCAACGUAUUCCCCCCAACGCCACCACCAGACGACCGCUCUGUCAGUACAGCAUCUGGAUCAGGGAGUCAAUCCGGACACCACCGAGCAUCAUCUCUCCGAAAUGUACGCCCACCACGUCUAGACCUAGAUCGCGCAGGUGCCAGCCUAGACCGCCGGCCCUGCCAACGCGAACAAACAAUACCACCCGUCGAGAAACCGCGGAUAGGCACGACGCGAACAGCAUCAGAGCCGCGCGGGCCAUCCUCACGGCAAAACAAUAUGCGUGGAUAUCAACCGGAAAGCAGCCGAAGCGCCUUGACCCGCGAACAAGCCGGCCAUCGCAGAAACCUCAGCGACACAAACACAAACCAGAACUUCCCCCCAGAACAAGAUUACGGCCACUCAGAUCCCUACGACCCCUAUUCAAGCCAAUACAACCUAGCAAACACAGGCUGGGGCCGCGGAUCCCGCCACCGACCACCCCAAUACAUCGACGAAGAGGAAGAAUAUGCCAGCGACGCAUGCGACGCAACGACCCUCCACGACGGCGCUUUCGAGCUCGUCGCCGCGCCGCAGGCUGGUCCGAGCCAUUCACCCCAACAGCGUCGUACUCGUUCUCCGGCCCGAUACUCUCGCCAUGCAAACCCGCGAAGACCGGAGAUUCAGAGAUUUAGAACGAAAGUACAUGCCCCUGAUGAUACCAGAUAUAUCAUGAUUGGGCCGAAUAUUGAGUUUGGAGAAUUUGAAAAUCGUAUUCGUGAAAAGUUUGGCUUUCAGUGUCCCCUGAAGAUGAAGGUGCAGGAUGAUGGGGAUAUGAUUACCAUGGUAGAUCAGGAAGAUUUGGAUUUGCUGGUUAGUUCGGCCAAGGAGGUCGCUCAGCGGGAAGGAAGUGAGAUGGGGAAGAUUGAGCUUUGGGUGGAAGAACGUGCAAUGAUUUGA
Molecule: messenger RNA, 1689 nt
Organism: Penicillium robsamsonii
Lineage: Eukaryota; Fungi; Ascomycota; Eurotiomycetes; Eurotiales; Aspergillaceae
Product: putative PB1 domain protein
Exons: 5
Coding region: 1-1689 (562 amino acids)
Molecular function (GO): protein binding
Source: RefSeq, a predicted model, not a curated record